Phytophthora nicotianae INRA-310 is the source of this 2538-nucleotide messenger RNA. RefSeq lists its product as hypothetical. NCBI's taxonomy places the organism in Eukaryota, Oomycota, Peronosporomycetes, Peronosporales, Peronosporaceae. The coding region runs from base 546 to 1826 and encodes 426 amino acids. Gene Ontology annotation, biological process: mRNA processing. The transcript has 2 exons. The record is from RefSeq and is a predicted model, not a curated record.
CACGGUACUCUCACAAUCUUUGUUGGACUCAGUGGCAGAGUCUCAAGUGAUCAAGGCUAAGAUGGCGUCGUAUCUCAAGAGCUACGUGUUCCCUCUGGCGCUAACGGCCGCGUGGAAAGAAGAGAUCUCGAGCAAGACGCGCGAGAAGCUGACAGAGAUGCUUGGUGUCGAGGUGGACAACGUCAUGGCGGUGCGUACGAUACCGAGUUUAGACUAAUAAUUAGUGUGGGGGGUGGCGUUCCUUUUGCGCCUUCUUUCCUGCCUCUAGAUAGCGAACUCCACUGCGUUUUAGAGUCCAAAUAUCGGCGAGGCGACGGGAGGUGGCGGCGCUGGGCCAGAGGGACGGACGGAUUAAGUGGCUUGCCUUCAUCCGUCUCUGUAUAUGGAGCUUUGUAUGCUUGUGAAAAGACGCUAAAAGAGGGUUUAAACUGGACCCCCAAUUAGGAGUACGAGGUAGCGCCACCCCAGACGAAAAGAGACCAGAGGCAUGACGUCCCUUGUGUAUUGUAUUAUGACGACGACGACUACAGGAAUACGUGAUCGUCAUGGUGGGCAACAAGAAAAACAUGGAGCAGAUCGCCCACGACCUCGUGGACUUUAUCGGUGACGAGUCAGCCGAGCAGUUCGUGGCUUGGCUCAGUCAAUUGCUGCCUACUUUUGAGGCCCGAGCUCACGAUACUCCGGCCAAGGAGGUCUCCCGGCCUCAGGCAGAAGAAGCUCCGGUACAAGAGGAGCAGAAGGAGGAGACUGCCCCGCCCAAACGCGUUAUCAUUUUGAAGGGGUUAUCUUCUUCCUCGUCCGAACCGCCCAAGAAGUUGGUGUCGCUCAGUGGAAAUCGAGGCACGAUCCGCUCUUUGAACCCAUCGAAGACCGAGAUGGACGAUGUGAUCGCUCGACGAGCUCAGCGGUUUGGUAUCGUGGAGAAGAAACCAGCAGCCAAGAAAUCUCCAACGUCGUCAGGAAAGGAGGAUCGCCAUCAACGUGAUGAAGCGAAAACGACAGGAACCAAGCGGAGAGCAAACGAGCGGGAUGGAGGCAGAGAAGGGAGCAGUCUGUUGUCAAAGCGACUAGGACCCCCGAUUAAUGUUGACCAGGCUGAGUUGGACGCUCGUGACUCCAUUGGCUCCCACAAGAAGCGACGUGGUGAUCGUGACCGUGAAGAGAAGCAGCACAGCGGAGGACGUGGUAACCGGAGAAACGACCGAGACCAUGACAUGGAAGGCGACGGCCGCAAUGAAAAGCGCAGAAGUAACCGCGACGUGGCGCCACCUUUGCCGCCGUCGGACGAGAAGGAUGACUUUAAAGGAAAGCAAGGCUAUGGCCAAGGUAUGGGCCCGCCGAUGGGCUUCCAGGGCGGCCCGAUGGGCUACGGCGGCUAUCCUCCGCCGUAUGGAGGCCCGAUGUUCUACCCUCCACCAGGCUUUGGACCUAUGAACCCGUACGCGAUGGGCUUUCCGCCUCAAGGUAUGCCGCCGUAUGGUGGCCGCGGCUACCCUCGACCGAUGCAGAACGGUCCUCGCGGUGCACGACCAUUCCAGAACCGCAAGUGGGUUAACCCGAACGUCGCGAAGACAGAGGAAGCAAAAACCAACGAAGACAAGCCAGAGUCGGAUACUACAGGUAAUGAGGCGAGUGGUGCUUCACAAAACGCCGGCUUGAACGCUGGAGCACCAGCCUUUGCGCCACGCAACCCGUACUAUUCAUCGCAGAUGCGUCCGCGCUUCCAGAACAAGACGUGGGUGCGACAGGACCCUGCCAAGGAUGAGGAGCUGAACUCGAGCCUACCCAAGACUCCGCCCAAGGAACUGCUGGAGAGCACGGAAUAAAUGGAGAUCCAGCUCCUUUGAUCGCGCGAUUGGCACCUAUUAGAGGACAACCAAGCUGGUCAAGCCGAGACACCAGCCAAGCAAGCUUCAAUGGGUGGACUACGUUACUUGUGACCACAGUAAACCGAAGUUACAAGAGUGGCAAUGGCUUGUCCUGCCACCAGCAACUCGCGCAACAUAAGGUGAAAUAAAGGGCUGCUCUCGGCUAGGAUUUUCCCAUUUAGUCUCAUAAUCUUUCGUCGCUUAUGUUAACGACGAGAACGACCCCAACCUUUACGGGCAGCAGAUGCGGCGGCUCCACGCUUCGGUUCUUGAGACUGCGACUGGGAGGCUGCCACCAUUGACAAGGGCAGUUUGCGUCGCGUUGAACCUCCUGCACGAGCUUGAGACAUCUGUGACUGGGACUGGGACUGAGAUUGCGAUGGAUCAACGAUAUCUUGACCACGAGCGUCUGCAAGUUGCGUGAACUGCUGAUCCUCUUCGACAUCAUCAAUUUCGUCGUUCUUCUGCUGUUGCUUCUUGAACAAAUUGUCGAUCUUGUGUUGCUGGGAAAUCGUGGUCUUAGUGGGCCUCGCUCGCUUUUUAGGUGCUGGCUUUUCGUUUUCAGAGUCUGAGCACAAAUCGAGCACCUCACUUGCUUGUGAGUCACGGGGAGCUGAACGCUUGGUCGAAGCAGCUACACGCUUGCUAGAAGAGGGAGCAAAGUCGUCGU